GACACACACACAUUCGGCCCAGAAAAUGGUGGACCGCGAACAACUGGUGCAGAAAGCCCGGCUGGCCGAGCAGGCGGAGCGGUAUGAUGAUAUGGCCGCUGCCAUGAAAUCGGUCACAGAGCUGAACGAAGCACUGUCCAACGAGGAGAGGAACCUCCUCUCCGUGGCCUACAAGAAUGUGGUCGGGGCGAGGCGCUCGUCCUGGCGGGUCAUCUCCAGCAUCGAGCAGAAGACUUCGGCCGACGGCAACGAGAAGAAGAUCGAGAUGGUGCGAGCGUACCGGGAAAAGAUCGAGAAGGAGCUGGAGGCCGUCUGCCAGGACGUGCUCAACCUCCUCGACAACUUCCUCAUCAAGAAUUGUAACGAGACGCAGCACGAGAGCAAGGUGUUCUACCUGAAGAUGAAGGGCGACUACUACCGCUACCUGGCCGAGGUGGCCACGGGGGAGAAGAGGGCUUCCGUGGUGGAGUCCUCUGAGAAGUCGUACAGCGAGGCCCACGAGAUCAGCAAGGAGCACAUGCAGCCCACCCACCCCAUCCGCCUGGGCCUGGCUCUCAACUACUCCGUCUUCUACUACGAGAUCCAGAACGCCCCCGAGCAGGCGUGCCACCUGGCAAAGACCGCCUUCGACGACGCCAUUGCCGAGCUGGACACCCUCAACGAGGACUCCUACAAAGACUCCACUCUCAUCAUGCAGCUGCUACGAGACAACUUGACGCUGUGGACGAGCGACCAGCAGGACGACGAGGGAGGCGAGGGCAACAACUAAAAGAGUCGGACACCUCCAUUUUGUUUUUGUUUUUUUGCCAAAACAAAACACGACACGCGCGCUCACAAAUGACAACAAAAAAUAAUAAUUGUUUAAAAAGUUCUUAAUUUAAAAAAUAAAAUUAAAUAAAAUAAAAAAGGGAGGGUUGGGCGGGGGGUGGAACAUCGGCGUCCACUUUAGCCAAUGGUACCGAUGCGGCUGCUCUUUAUUUUUCCACAGAUUAAAAGUGAAAACAAAGGUAGAAGGGAAGACAUGUUUAUUUGAGAAAUAAGCUAUGACUAAAAAAAAAAAAARAAAAAAAAAAAAAAAACACUGGAAUGAAACCCCCUCCUUGAUGGCCUCUGCAGCGUUUGCCAAAACUCGACUUUAGAAGUAAGGCAUAUGUCACUCAUCAUGGUUCGAUUGUUAGGGAUGCGGUGCUUUCACAACAGGCAGACUGCUCUCGUGGCGUAAAUGAGGCGGAGCUGUCUAGACGUAUUCAGCGAGAGGCGGAGCGUUCAGAAAUUCUGUUUCGAUGCUCGAUCGGCCAGCAAAAUAACCUUGAACGUCGAGGCCUCGCUUAGCGAGACUGAAAGUGAAGAUGACGACGAGCUCGUGGGUGGGGGGAGGGGUGUCGCUGCAUGACUUCGAACAUACAGACAUCUUUAGGUUGCGCCGCACCCACGAUCGCUGAGUGAGCAGGUUGUGUCUGCGGUUGACGAUUAAAAAAAAAAGUAUUUGUUUGCUUUGUGUCAGGUAUGUGUCGGACAGUCACACUGUAAUUUAAACUGCAAACUCACAGUAAACUUAGUGCAGCUCGUCCCCCUCAUGUGCUGAUGUGCUUUCUUAAAUAAAUUAACUGUUUUUGGACACCUAAUUCUUAUCGUCAAUAUCGUCUUUACUGUAACAUCUAUUGGCUUUGUAUGUUUGUGGGGAACAGUUUGAUUCCAUAUAAGCAAAUUUAAUCUUAAAGAACACUGAAAAACGCUACCGAUCAGAGGGAUCUGUGAAACCUGGGUGAGAAUUUGUGAACAAAGCACUUGAAUUGUUGAAGUGGACGCUGUGCGAGCAGAUUUCUGAGGUUCGUGACUUUUGUUUUCUGUUUCUUCUCAGUCAAGAAAAUGCACUUGCCUUCUAUACUGUCUCAGUGUACGAUGAUAACUGCUCCAAUUAUCUCCAUAAUACAAUAUUGUGCAUGCUGGUGAUGUAUUUAUACAGUAGCUUCAAUUUAUUAACUUAUACUGUAGAUGUUAUGUAUUCAUAUGAACAUGGAAUUAUUAGACCUUUAAUCCGAUUAUUUUCUAUUUAUUUCUUUCUCUUGCUAUUGUUACCUAGACCUUUUAAUCUGUGUUUUCUUUACUCCAUUCGCUAAAGUACGCUAUACCAAAACAGUGAUUGUUAACAAUAAAUCGAUCUGAUAUGGACAUCGCUAUGUGACAUGCCUUUCUUGGUGAAGGGGAUUAAAAGUGAGGAUUGGCUUCA
This is a messenger RNA of Austrofundulus limnaeus, 2230 nucleotides long. RefSeq names its product 3-monooxygenase/tryptophan 5-monooxygenase activation protein, gamma polypeptide 1 (gene ywhag1). Lineage: Eukaryota; Metazoa; Chordata; Actinopteri; Cyprinodontiformes; Rivulidae. The record is from RefSeq and is a predicted model, not a curated record.